Drosophila busckii is the source of this 1450-nucleotide messenger RNA. RefSeq names its product aladin. Gene Ontology annotation, cellular component: nuclear pore. Gene Ontology annotation, biological process: nucleocytoplasmic transport. Gene Ontology annotation, molecular function: protein binding. The record is from RefSeq and is a predicted model, not a curated record. The transcript has 3 exons. Lineage: Eukaryota; Metazoa; Arthropoda; Insecta; Diptera; Drosophilidae. The coding region runs from base 23 to 1429 and encodes 468 amino acids.
UGCGACACAACAACAGUUCAAAAUGGCAACAUUAAGCAACCUAACGCAAUGUCCCGCCUUGUGCAACGAUUUUGGACAACGUCAUAGCUAUGUACCAGGACUUGAGCAUUAUCCCAACAUAUGUCUGCAGACGGAAUUAUCUACUGGGACAACGCAGCGUUUAAGCCCUUGCCAAAGCUUUAUACCGGUCGAAAGCGAGAGCGUGCUAAAGCGCAUUACGCGCACUUUUUUUGAUGGCGGCUUUUGGGAAUCUCUGGCCGAGGCGCGCAGUGAGAAAACACGUGAACAGUCGCCACUUAUAGGCAAGGCUGGCGAUAAAGUGGCACAAUUGCUGGAUAUAUGCCAACGAGUGCAGCUACUAGUAUUUCCCCACACACAGGAGGUGAGUGCGGAGCGCAUUGCUCAGUAUGUGGAGACAAGAGACUGGGAGCAUAGCGCAGUGCGUUGCCUGGCCUGGCAUAUGCACCUGUUUAAACUGGCCGUAGCUGGCGUAGAUGAUGUGGUGCGCAUUUAUGGCAAAAGCACAGAUCUUCAUGCCGGUCUUGGUCCCGUGCUUAAGAGUACCAUGCAAACCAAUAUUACCUGCAUGGCUUGGCGUCCAUUAUGUGCCUUUGAACUGGUCGUAGGCUGUCGUCAAGGCUUGUGCUUCUGGUCCAUUGACAGCAAUGUGCAUUUGGGACGCACCCUAAACCCCAGUCAUAUUUUUAAACAUCCCGGCAAUUUGCCCAUUAGCACAUUGCAAUGGAAUCGUGAUGGCACACAGCUGGCCACAGCAUCUAUAGGCGAAUGCGCUAUACUUGUAUGGCAGCCAGACAACGGCAUGAUGCAGCCGCUCAAACGUCUGGGCCCACCUGGCUCACUGUUAAAAUGGUCGCCUGGUGAUGAGUGGAUGUUUGCGGCCACUGUGGAUCGCGUGUUUCGUGUAUGGAAGUGCGCUGAACAAUGGAGCACCGAUCGCUGGGUCUGCAAUGGCGGCAAUGUGCAGACUGCCUGCUGGUCACCCUGUGGACGCUUCUUGCUGUUUGUGAGCAACGCCGAGCCUAUACUAUAUCGUCUGCAGUUUGUGCAGCUGCACUUGGGACCAGCGCAAGCCGAUGACAAGGAGGUGAUGCCUAUAGCUAAUUUGAAUGCCUGCCCGCUGGCUGGCAGCCAGACUGAACUUGUAGGCGGCACUGCUCAGCAGUUGGCCAUGGAUCCGCAUGGCAAAUACUUGGUGAUCAGCUUCAAAACCACUAACGCUCUGGCCGUAUUUCGCACUUAUAUACAAAAGUUUGAUUUACAAAUCUCGAGCAGUUAUUAUAUACGCGGCGCAACUGCUGCCGAAUAUCCCAGCUAUAUAUGCUUCCAGCCGCUGCUUAAUCCCAACGAUCGUUCGGUGUUGACCAUAGGCUGGUCAAGUGGACGCAUACAAUAUUAUGCCUUUGACUGAGAGAGGAGUUAAUAAAUAAAU